CCUCCGCUCAUUGUCUUGUCCGCCAUGAGGACGUCCACUCUCUUUGUCGGCUCCGUCUGCGCCGUCUCUCUGGCCUCGGCGCAGGUCCGUCUGCCGUUCACCCGCCAGAGCAGGUCACCCGCCGGCACCAAUGUCCAGACUCGGUCCGCCGCCGCCGCCGCCGUCGCCGCCGAGGGCCCCGGUGGUGGACGCAGAUCCCUCCCCUCGGUCGACUUCUCGGUCGACAACUGGCAAUACGUCGUCAACGUCACCGUCGGCACGCCGCCGCAGGACAUGUCCCUGAGGCUGAGCAUACUGGAGAGCGCCUCAUGGGUCCCCAACCGCGCGAAAUGCGCCGACUCCCUGCCAUACGACGACUACACCCUCACGUACGCGUCCCAAGCGGAGAAACCCUCGUGCGAGUACGGCGCCUUCGACCCCAUCGCGUCCUCCACCUACGUCAGCCGGGACACCGCCUCUUUCUCAAGCUGGGACAUCUCCGACAUGGUGAGAGGCGACUGGGCCAGCGACACCCUGAGCAUCCCCGGCGCCACGCUGCCCAAUCUCACCAUGGGCCUUGUUCCGUCGGCCGAGAACUUCGUCGGCGUGCUGGGUCUGGGGUUCAACGUGAGCCGCGAUCUCUGGAGCGCCUCGACCGAUCCGCCCACCGUUCUCGAGCGGCUGCUGGAGGACGGCCACAUCAAGUCCACCGCCUACAGCCUCUGGCUCGAUGACGACGACGACGACGACAACGACGACGACUACGGCUCACCCAAGUCCGGACACCUGCUUCUGGGCGCCGUCGACAAGUCCAAGUUCGAGGGGCCCCUCCUUCGCUUUCCCACCUGGAGCUCCCAGGGCAGGGUUUCCAAAUACAGAGAGCGCAUUUUCGACGCAACGCUCUACUCCGUCAACGGGAACAACUCGCCGUUGGGCGCACCGCAGCCUCUCGGACAAGAAGUUCUGUUGCAGAACGUAGACGCCGUCCUCAUCAUCGUCCGGCUGGAGCCCCAGUCCGUGUUCUCCGUGCUGCCAGACGCCCUCGCGCGGGAUAUCUGGGCCCUCGCGGGCGCCACUUGGAACACCGACUUCUACGCGGGCGUCAUCCCGUGCGCCGCGGCUGGAACCCUCACGGGAAGCAUCGGCAUCCGGCUCUACGGGUCCCAGGGCCCCGUCCUGGUCGUCGCCCUCGCCGACCUAGUCGUGCCCGCGGACGUCUGGGCGUACUCGCUGCGGUCCCCAGACGCCCGAUCGACCGAGGAGUACUGCAUGUUCGCGGUCCAGUCCGAGGUCUCGACCUCUUCCUACAGCCUCCACUGGCUGGGAGGCGCCGUCUUCCGGCAGUCCUACAUGGUCUUUGACCUCGCCAACGAGGAGGUGGCCAUGGCGCAGGCCAGUCUCGGCGGCGCAACAUCGACGGAGGAGGAGGAGGAGGUCGUGCCCUUCGCCAGCUUCGGGGCUAGGGUCCCCGAGUCGACGUGGGCAAGGCCCGACUAUUGCCCCGGCUCCUACGCCCAGUGCGGCGGCAGCGGGGACAGUGAGUCUCUCCCGCCCCCUGUCAAGAUCGGAAUCGGCUUGGGCGUCGGCCUGUUCUGCCUCCUCGUCGGCGGCCUGUCCUUCUGGGCCAUCCGACGAUGCCGUCGGAUUAGAAAGGGCGGACGGGAAGUCUCGGCGAAGCAGGCAGACAUGGAGCAAGAGGCCAACCCGCAGGACGGCACUGGUGAUGGAUGCAACGCGGCUCAGGAGGGCUCCCUGCCGCAGGCCGCCGUGACGUCGGAAGGCCCCCAUGACGAAGACCAUCGACGAGCAGCGUGACAGCAAGAAGGUGACUUCCGCGAGACCGCAGUAGAGAAGAUGAUUAUUUCUGUAGGAUAACUCAUAAUGCAGCGUCUGACUCCCAGUGCGUAGUGGUGUAGUCAUAGAAGCAUUCCUGUUCUUGUCUGAUUUCUGUGUCCUGUUGAUUUCAGCCGGCCAGAAUCAAGGGAUCAGCGUCAUUUGCUCUGCAACCAAUUUUCGGACCGGUCCGGGAUAUUCUAAACCAGUCCGACGGUCAUGAGGCAUGGCAGUCCUUCCGGAGAUGAUGUGUUGGUGGGAUGACUGCUCUCUGAAUAUGACCACUUCUGCCGCUACGGGAGUGAGGUUCUGGUUGGAUAAGGUCCCGAUAACCCAAUCCGCGAGCGUCUCUACUACCUAUUCCUGUCUUCCCUUGCUGCAACGUUGCAGACCACACUGCUGUGGCUGCGUGGAAAUCAACCUCAUGAACACACCCCAGAUGGGACUGAUGCCGAAAACCACGACCGAUGCUACUCUGCAAUAAUGCAGGAAAUCAGAUGGCAGCUCCCAGAGUCCUUGGUUGCCGCCCGAACCCCUGGGCGUUCUUGUUAUGUAAACUAGAAAGACGGUGGUGGUCGUGGUCGAUGGAUGCACCGUUCAUUCGCGACUUGGUCACAUUUCCACCUUGUGACUUCCGGAAGUCUGCCAGGCUGUGUUCAAGUUACUGCUAAGUAUUUUGAUAG
Colletotrichum destructivum is the source of this 2495-nucleotide messenger RNA. Its product is annotated as Putative aspartic peptidase A1 family, aspartic peptidase domain superfamily. Gene Ontology annotation, biological process: proteolysis. Gene Ontology annotation, cellular component: fungal-type vacuole. Lineage: Eukaryota; Fungi; Ascomycota; Sordariomycetes; Glomerellales; Glomerellaceae. The coding region runs from base 25 to 1794 and encodes 589 amino acids. The transcript has a single exon. The record is from RefSeq and is a predicted model, not a curated record. Gene Ontology annotation, molecular function: aspartic-type endopeptidase activity.